This is a messenger RNA of Hyla sarda, 897 nucleotides long. RefSeq names its product taste receptor type 2 member 40-like. Gene Ontology annotation, cellular component: membrane. Gene Ontology annotation, biological process: detection of chemical stimulus involved in sensory perception of bitter taste; G protein-coupled receptor signaling pathway; sensory perception of taste. The coding region runs from base 1 to 897 and encodes 298 amino acids. Gene Ontology annotation, molecular function: G protein-coupled receptor activity; bitter taste receptor activity. The record is from RefSeq and is a predicted model, not a curated record. The transcript has a single exon. Lineage: Eukaryota; Metazoa; Chordata; Amphibia; Anura; Hylidae.
AUGGAUUCCAAAACAGAGACUCUUUUAGUUAUAAUCCUUCUUGAAGUCAUUGUCGGGUUUCUCUUUAGCUUCUUUAUAAUAAUUUUCCUUUCUGUUAUCGGAUUUCAAAAGAAGAAUAUGAUGACCUACGUCAAGAUCCUGAUCCCUCUGAACGUGUCCAACAUAAGCUUCACCUUUUUCUUAGCUUCCAACUUUAUCAUUGGUUUCCUAUGGCCGGAACUCCUCACCAAGACCUAUUUGAUUCACACUCUCUCUUACAUGACCAUGUACAGCAUCACAUCCAGUUUGUGGCUGAGCGCUGUACUUUGUGUCUUCUACUUCAUGAAGAUUGUCCCUUCCCAGCCCAGAGUCCUCACAACACUGAAGAGAAGGAUUGAUGCAGUUGUCUUGUGGUUGAUAAUAAUGGCAGAAGUUGUGUCACUUGGGGAAGGGUUUCUAUCUAUGCUUAUUUCCAAUAUAUCAACAAACCAAAGGAACUCAUCCAUAACUAUGUCUGAGUUUAUUGACAAAAUCAAUGCACAGAGUGUAAAUGUAUUUCUCAUUGUCCUGCUUCUAAACUUUCUGCCGUUCCUGGUCAUCAUAAUGACAACCAUUGGCAGCGCUGGACUCCUCAGCCUGUACAACCAUCAGAUUCAGAAGAACAUGACGACGACUUCAGGAAACACCCGUGUGAGGGAUUAUGGAGCGGCCAUCCAGACUAUGAUAGGGCUCCUGGUUUUCUAUGUCUUGCUUCUUCUUUGUAUGAGCCUUAGUAUGCUGAAUGUAUUUUCAUAUUUGGACAUAGGUUACUGGUUAUGUGUGAUUUUCCUUUUCUCAAAUACCACAAUCCUUCCCGCUCUUCUCAUCUAUGGUAACCCUGGACUGAAGGAAGCCAUUAAACAGAUGAUUACUCGCUAA